UUGUCUGAAGGGAGUUGCCGUACAUUGUCGUUCGACAGCUGCAGCUGGGCCUGCGCACGCUAAGCUGCAACACGUCUUCAGUUGAAAAAAUAAUAGAUAAGUACCUCUAACCAAACUUAAUUCUUGAAUAACAGCUAAACGCACCUUUGCCUCAACGCAGGACGCCCAUCAUUACUUUAUUGGACAAUAACAUCAUGAUCUCAACCUUCUGGCCCUAGCUUAGCUUACUUAGCCUAGCUUGCUAGCCGUGGUGUCUAAGCAGAGCGCAAGUGUGAACGUAAAGUGUGGUAAAUUUACCUACAAAUGUACUCAAGAAGAACAGAAGAGUACGAGAAGCAACUUUAUGGGCCAGAAGAGGAGAGUGACGCUGUUUUCAAGAAGUCUCGAGUUGGCUCACGCGGAGCAGUCAUCAGCGAAGAUGUAUUUCGUGAGCGGCUGGAUGCAGACCCCUAUCAGUUUAAAGAGGAGAAAAAAGAUGUCUCCUACUUUAAAAAGGAAGAGGAGCAGCAGGCCCCUUCCAUGAAAAAAGAGGAGGAGCAAGAGCACCCUUGCACUAAAACGGAGGUGGAUGAGCACUCCAACAUAAAAGAGGAGGAGGAGGAGGAGAAGGGUAUCUGCAAGUUGCCAUUGACUUGUGUCCAUUUAAAGAGCAUAGAUGAAGAUAAAAGUGGGGCGAGGCCUCCAAGCAGCAGCUCCUAUCAACGCAUGACAACACAAGGUGUUGGAAACCACCAAGACGAAUCAAAAGCAGAUGGCCUCUUAGCUCCACUAUCAGAUAGUGACAUGUCGUCAAAUGAUGAUGAUGAGGAUGAAAAUGAUGAGUCUGAAGGUGAUCUGACGUGUCACACUGACAACAAACCCUGGAAAUGUUCUCGGUGUGAGAAAACGUUUUCUUACAAGAGUGCUUUGAAAUCGCACAUGAGAACUCACACUGGUGAGAAACCAUUCGCCUGUUCAGACUGUGGCCAGAAAUUCACUCGUAAGGAAACCUUAAUAAGACACAAAAGAACCCACACUGGUGAGAAACCUUUUGCCUGCUCAUUUUGUGGCCAAAAAUUCUCUGAGAAGGGAACCUUAAAAAUACACACAAGAACCCACACCGGCGAGAAACCUUUUGCUUGUUCAGUUUGUAGCCAAAGAUUCUCUCUGAAGCAUCACUUAAAAUUACACUUAAGAACCCACACUGGUGAGAAACCUUUUGCCUGUUCAGAUUGUGGCCAGAGAUUCUCUCAGAAGCAUCACUUAAAAAUACACUCAACAACCCACGUUGGUGAUAAACCUUGCACCUGCUUGGUUUGUGGUCAAAGAUUCCCCCGCAAGUAUGAGAUGAAGAAUCACAAGUGUGUUGAUGGGAUGAACAGUUAUCAAUGACGUUUACACCUCUCAUUUGAGCAGGCUUCAUCACUUUAUGCUCCAAGGCUGAUUGUCUUCUAUUUACUUUUCUUCUCCUUUCCUGCAUUGACAUUUUUUUUGUUGUUGCUGCAAUGAAUUCAAAAACCUAGCAUUGUCAUCGGGUUUAUAAUCAAUUUGGAUUCUUCAUUGUAGUUACUUUUUCUUUGGUGUGGGUUUGUUUUGUUUUAAAUGUAGUUUGUUUUCAUUAGUUUUCAGAGGUUUGGUCAUUUGUAUUAUUAUUACUUAUUUAUUUUAUUUUUUUCCCCAAAUUGAACCGUCCUUGAAUCAUAUCACACCCUCUGUAUCGAGAUCCAGGUCUCACCGUCUUUUUUUGCAGAGCUAAGUCGACGUAAAGUUAUAUGGUCGCAUUUUCACUAUUGUGCUAAAUUGCAUAUCCGUGAUUGUCAACAAACUCUCAGAAUAAGUUGCUGGUACAAGUACUAAUAUCUGUGUUUAAAAUAAUUGGCAGAGCAGCAAGUCGACACACUCGCAAUGUCAUGCCUGAUAUUCGCGUCCAGUAUGAAUGCCCACAUUUCAUCGCAAAUUAAUGGACAUUUUCCAUUUUGUCGUGAAAUGUAUGAUGUAGCCAUUUGUGUUGCUGUUUGACCUUGUGUAUUGUUUGCUGGCCAAUAAAGUUCUCUUUGCUCAAAUAGUUUUCUUUCAGCUGAGUCUUCUUCAAUACCCGUUACAAUUGCGAGUCAGAUUUCGGUGUAAAUAAAUACACAGGUUACGUGUCCUCCAUAUCAACAAAGAAAGUUUAAAUGACAAUGUGGGAAAUGAAGAAAAUGCGUGUAGGGUAGCAAUCAAUAAAACCUCCGCUUGAUGCUCCAAUCAA
Hippocampus comes (tiger tail seahorse) is the source of this 2227-nucleotide messenger RNA. RefSeq names its product gastrula zinc finger protein xFG20-1-like. Gene Ontology annotation, molecular function: RNA polymerase II cis-regulatory region sequence-specific DNA binding; DNA-binding transcription factor activity, RNA polymerase II-specific. Bases 304 to 1371 code for a protein of 355 amino acids. The transcript has 3 exons. The record is from RefSeq and is a predicted model, not a curated record. Lineage: Eukaryota; Metazoa; Chordata; Actinopteri; Syngnathiformes; Syngnathidae. Gene Ontology annotation, biological process: regulation of transcription by RNA polymerase II.